CAUGUAUUGAGUAAAGGGUUUAAAGAACUUGGCAGAUUUUGAUUUUUUGGGUUUUAGGAUCAAGGUAUGCAUCAAGCUUCGCCAAGACAUUCAUCCACCGGCAAAUUAUCUUCUUGAAAUGGCUUCCCUCUCCACCUGGUUCCGCUACAUCGCCCACAAGCUCGAGUACUCCGUCUCUCUCAGUUGGAAGAACUAUAAAGGAGGUCAAAUUACUGACAAAGAAGUAGGUGAUGCCGUUUGGAAGAAUUUACUUCAGGGAAAGCUCACAUACCUCCAUUGGAUUAAGGGAGAGGAGAUGGCCCCAACUGUAGGUGAGGCAGGGGGAACGCUUCUCAUACGCAAAUUACCUGCUGCAGAUCCAACGAGUGUUUUUGUUGGGGAUGUCGUGGUGGUGAAGGAGCCAGAAAAACCAGAAAACUAUCUUGUGAGAAGAUUGGUUGCAGUUGAAGGGUAUGAAAUGCUGUCUACAGAUGAAAAAGAUAAGCCUUUCAUGCUUGAGAAGGAUCAGUGCUGGUUGUUGGCAGAUAACGAGGAGUUGAAGCCGAAGGAGGCGUACGACAGUCGAACAUUUGGUCCAGUUACGAUGUCAGACAUUGUAGGCAGAGCCAUAUAUUGCCUACGAACAGCGGUCGACCAUGGCCCAGUGCAGAAUAGUGAUUUUAGCAUGAAAAAGGAUUCACCAAUAUUGGAAAUCGAACUGGAUGUGGAUGAGAUGGCGAAAAAUCACAAGGCCUGAAAGAGAGUUUUAUCUUGAUUUGGACUUUGUAUGUAAUCAAUCUCUUUUGCCAAUUUUUCCUUGCAGAUGAAACCCAAAAUUUUCAAUGGAUUUUGGGGAUAUUGAGUUGCAUGCUUACUAAAGCAUGAAAAUGGUCGAUAAACAUCCAUCAGAUUUUCCCUAUAUUCAGGUUUACUUCUGUCUUUCUGAAAAAAGCAAUAAGAUGAUUACUGAUCUACUUACCGGUUUGGUACUAAAA
Cucurbita moschata (crookneck pumpkin) is the source of this 974-nucleotide messenger RNA. Its product is annotated as mitochondrial inner membrane protease subunit 2-like. Gene Ontology annotation, molecular function: serine-type endopeptidase activity. Lineage: Eukaryota; Viridiplantae; Streptophyta; Magnoliopsida; Cucurbitales; Cucurbitaceae. The transcript has 5 exons. The coding region runs from base 119 to 736 and encodes 205 amino acids. The record is from RefSeq and is a predicted model, not a curated record.